Coccinella septempunctata (seven-spotted ladybird) is the source of this 581-nucleotide messenger RNA. RefSeq lists its product as uncharacterized. NCBI's taxonomy places the organism in Eukaryota, Metazoa, Arthropoda, Insecta, Coleoptera, Coccinellidae. The coding region runs from base 152 to 523 and encodes 123 amino acids. The record is from RefSeq and is a predicted model, not a curated record. Gene Ontology annotation, molecular function: odorant binding. The transcript has 2 exons.
CGCACAUACCCAUGUGCCAGAUAACGGUGUAUUUUUAGCAAACAUCGAAAUGUUUAAUUUCAGCAUCUUGAGAAUCCGCGUAGGGAACUGACCUAACCUUAUUUAAUUUGACUAGGGUUUUCCACUCUUGGAUUUAAGACACAACCGUAAAAUGUUUUUCGUGAAGUGUUUCCUUUUUUUCGUCAUCUUCAAGUUGCUCCUGCUGACAGUUCUGUCAUCUAGGAACUGCGCUGAAGAAAACGGUCUAGAUAGCGAUGUUUUCCAAAAACUCCACGAUAAGACCUACAUGAACCCAUCCCAAGCAGAGCUCUGUGCCUUGAAAUGCAUGUACGAAAAGGGAGAAACGCUUGAUAGUGAAGGCUACGCGACCACGAAAUUCCAAGGUGCCAUAGACGGUAGUAGAAAACUGACGAAUACCCAAAAAGAAGAAUUCAAGCAGUGCAUAACCCAAGCAACACCUGUGAAAAAAUGUCACGAUGUAGCUGCUUUCACACACUGUAUAUUUAAGUAUCUGAUGGGUUGAAACUGAAAGGAUGUUUCAGAAUUAUUUUGUGUAUAUUCGAAUAUAAAUUUGCAUUUAA